This is a messenger RNA of Arabidopsis arenosa, 1533 nucleotides long. The record is from the annotation of a GenBank genome assembly. NCBI's taxonomy places the organism in Eukaryota, Viridiplantae, Streptophyta, Magnoliopsida, Brassicales, Brassicaceae.
GACUUCUUUUCACUCUCACAAAGUAAGAAGCAAAAUUCGCAAUGAGAGAAGAAGAAGUCUCUGAUUGCGGAUCCAUUACACUUGAAGAGUGGAAUGGUUCUUCUUCUACUAAGCUAUUCAAAACAGCAACCAUCACUGCCUCCUCUUCUCUCUCCAUCCAAAGGUCUGCUAAUCGCUUCAAUCAUGUAUGGAGACGAGUUCUUCAAGCAUUUGUACCAGAGGGCUUUCCUGGUAGUGUAACUCCGGAUUAUGUAGGGUUUCAGUUAUGGGACACGUUACAGGGGCUCUCAACUUAUACAAAGAUGAUGCUUUCCACUCAGGCUCUUUUGAGUGCAAUUGGCGUUGGUGAGAAAUCCGCAACUGUUAUAGGUGCUACAUUUCAAUGGUUUCUGAGGGAUUUUACUGGGAUGCUUGGAGGCAUAUUGUUCACAUUUUAUCAGGGUUCCAACCUGGAUAGCAAUGCAAAAAUGUGGCGCCUAGUUGCUGACCUUAUGAACGAUAUCGGAAUGCUAAUGGACCUUCUUUCUCCUUUGUUUCCAUCUGCCUUUAUCUUUGUGGUUUGCUUAGGGAGCCUAUCAAGAUCAUUUACUGGUGUUGCAAGUGGAGCAACCAGAGCAGCUCUAACACAGCACUUUGCUCUUCAAGACAAUGCAGCGGAUAUAUCUGCUAAGGAAGGAAGCCAAGAGACUAUGGCAACUAUGAUGGGGAUGUCAUUGGGAAUGUUGCUAGCUCGGUUUACCUCUGGAAACCCUAUGGCUAUUUGGUUUUCGUUUCUCUCUCUCACCGUGUUUCAUAUGUAUGCAAACUAUAGAGCUGUCCGGUGUCUUGUAUUGAAUUCAUUAAACUUCGAGAGGAGUUCGAUUCUUCUAACACAUUUCAUGCAAACUGGCCAAGUUCUCUCCCCCGAACAGGUUUCUUCGAUGGAGGGUGUAUUGCCCAUGUGGGCCACUUCAUCACGUAUUUCACUGCAUAAGAGAGUGCAUUUAGGUGUAAGAGUUUCUUCUCUCCCUCGUCUAGAAAUGAUGCAGCUGCUAAAUGGUGUUGGAGCUUCUUCAUACAAGAAUGCUAAGUACUUAUUGGCUCACAGAAAGGGAAAUGUUAGUGUGAUCUUGCACAAAGAUUCAGAAGCUGCAGAUGUGUUGAAAUCAUAUAUCCAUGCCAUUGUUUUGGCAAACCUUAUGGAAAAAAGCACAUCUUUUUAUUCAGAAGGAGAAGCUUGGAUUGAUAAACACUACGGCGAAUUUCUCCACAAGCUGAGAUCAGGAGGUUGGAAAACAGAGCGUCUUCUUUCGCCUUCCAUUACUUGGAGAGCAAAUUGGAUAUCUCACACUUCCGUUGCUAAGAUCGACUGAGCUUUUAUAUGUGUGUUUUAUUCGCUUAAGCAAACCAAUAUGUAGAAAUGUUAAAACGGAUUUUGACAAAAAUUAUUAUCAAGCUUUUUUGGAAAACGAUCCGUACCGGUUUAACCGGAGAAAGUCGGUUUGACAUGAGUAACGUUUGUUAUUAAUGGAAAAUUAAAGAAUAAUAAUGGCA